Messenger RNA from Mycena indigotica, 519 nucleotides. Its product is annotated as CxC2 domain-containing protein. Bases 1 to 519 code for a protein of 172 amino acids. NCBI's taxonomy places the organism in Eukaryota, Fungi, Basidiomycota, Agaricomycetes, Agaricales, Mycenaceae. The transcript is spliced from 2 exons. The record is from RefSeq and is a predicted model, not a curated record.
AUGCGUGGUAUCCGGCCACGACAACAAACCCCUGCGACCUGUGCAACCUUCAACGUUUUGGAGACAUUUCGCUUCCUGCGCUCCAUCGCAAACAUCAAUGUCCAAGACUAUGUGCGCACGUUGGAGAAGUUGACGGAUUCAACCGGACUGGAAAAGGUCCCAGAUCGUCGCGUUGCUUUCGGUCACAGCUAUCUUAAAAUGAUGAAGCGUGGAGGUCGCGGGCAUGAAGCCAAUGGAAUUGUAACUACGCCGCCAGGGGCGUUGGCUGUGCGUUGCUGGGCAUGCCCAGAUGCUUCUCGUAACUUGCCUUCCGGAUGGGACAAGGUUCCGGAGUCGAAGGCAUACUUGUAUAAGCUCAUGUUGGCAUUCGAUGCCAAUUUCCGCCUGAAGAACAAGCUUCGUGCUGGAGAACGCAUGGAUCCGGCGUUGACCGAUGGCUUGGGAUACUUCGUACGAUCUGGACCAUAUAAAGAACAUAUCAAAACGCUCGUUGACGAAAAAGAUGUCAGUGCGCUCUAG